This is a messenger RNA of Juglans regia (Persian walnut), 1809 nucleotides long. Its product is annotated as E3 ubiquitin-protein ligase At1g63170-like. The transcript has 5 exons. The record is from RefSeq and is a predicted model, not a curated record. The coding region runs from base 357 to 1532 and encodes 391 amino acids. Lineage: Eukaryota; Viridiplantae; Streptophyta; Magnoliopsida; Fagales; Juglandaceae.
UGUUUUUUCUUCUACUCGAGUCUUCAAAUUAAAUGCGCUUCAAAUUCAAAGUUGAAAAGCCUCCCCCUCAAAUUCCAAGAAACCUGACAAACACGGGCCACGCCAUUCAAAUCGAAGGUACCUUCCACCUCCAUUUCCCAGAUCAGACCCCACUCCUUCCCACCGAAACCAAAACCCAUCCAUUCUGUGUUGAAACCCAUCCAACCUUCCAAAUUUCACUCUUAAAACCAACAAAUAUUCCUCACAAACACAAGCAUGCAGCUCCCAGUUCUCACCUGAACACAACUACUUUGUGGUUUCCCUUAACCUUCGCAUAAUUUUUUUUAUCGCGUCACCCACAGUUCUCUCUUUUCAGUAUGCCUAACUCCGACAGGCUGCCGGCUUCUUCGUCUCCAUCGGAGUCUGCUCUCGACACCUCUUCACUCCUUGGCUACUCCUUAGCCGACAACCUCUUUCGGAGCCGCCGGUUCAUACGGCGCACGCCACCUCCGCCCCUUCGCGGCGCUUCCCGCCUUCUUCGGCGCGCCAGUGGGCGCCGCAUGAUGCUCCGUGAGCCCUCGUUCCUGGUCCGAGAGAACGCUGCCGAGCAGCUCGAGGAGCGGCAGCGUGACUGGGCUCACUCAAAGCCGGUGAUAAUAUUGGAUGUUCUAUGGAACCUGGCGUUUGUGGGAAUUGGGUUCACAGUCUUGGGCCUCAGCAUGAAGGAGACGCCGGUCGUCCCGUUGAGGCUCUGGAUUAUUGGGUACGUGGCGCAAUGCUUGAUGCACAUAGCCUGUGUAAUCGUGGUGUACAGAAAGCCACGCGUGGAGCGUACGUUGGGCCCGGAGGGAAGUGCGGGUUGGGAAAAUGGUGCGGAUGCGGAUUCGAAUUCAGAUUCCGGGUCUGCGAGUGAUGCAGAUGAGUAUGGAAUAGGGCAGCGUCAGGUUGAGGAAGAAACUAGUGUUCUGAAGAAUCUUGAGACUGCAAAUACAAUGUUUUCAUUUAUCUGGUGGAUCAUUGGAUUCUACUGGGUAACUGUUGGUGGUCAAACUUUGACACAUGAUUCACCUCAACUUUACUGGCUUUGUAUUACGCUUCUAGCGUUCGAUAUCGUUUUUGUUGUGAUCUGCGUUGCCGUUGCAUCUCUUGUUGGUAUUGCUGUCUGCUGCUGUCUACCGUGCAUAAUCACAAUCUUGUAUGUUGUGACAGAUCAGGAAGGAGCAACAAUGGAUGAGAUUGACAGAUUGCCAAAGUACAAAUUCCGGAAGAUAGGUGAUGUUGACAAAGUUGAUGGUGAAAUUCAAGAAUCAUUCAGGGGAAAGAUGACUGAAUGCAACACUGAUACUCCCAUUGAACGUGUUCUGUCCCAAGAGGAUGCUGAGUGUUGUAUCUGCCUUUCUGCCUACGAUGACGGAACAGAACUGCGCGAACUUCCUUGCAAUCACCAUUUCCACUGCACCUGCAUAGACAAGUGGCUACACAUUAAUGCGACCUGCCCUCUGUGCAAAUUCAACAUAUUGAAGUCUGUAAACCAAAGUGGUGAAGAGGCAUAGAAGAAAAAAAGUUCAUCGACCAAGUGCUGAUCUUUUCUAACAUCUGCAUAUAUCUCAUGCAAACAUUGGCAUGCAAUCAGCAGCCCCCGGACCAGAACUUGCUUGCUCCAAUAGACACUUACAGGAUGGGUUCUUCUGUUAGCUGAUGUAUACUCAGUUGUUAUAGUGUUCCACUUUUUAGACGAUUCUAAGUCGUCUGUAAUGUAUAUGGGUUUACGAAGCUAUGCCUACCAUUCUAGUAGGUUUCCACGAUAAUUGUAACGAGAAAUUAUAUUUA